AUGGGUGCUUGCCAGAGCAGGGAUGAACAGGAGGCUGCUGUUACGACGCCCAAACGCGUAGGUGCCACGAAGGUGUGCGACGAUAAGCUGGAAGACAGAUUGCUGACCAUCCCUGAGAUCAGUUAUGGCGCUUUUAACCGCGUGGCGUUGGAAUGGGAUACUCUUGGUCAACUAAUUCCCUACAAUCCGGAGAGCAUUCGUUCAGUAGCUAGUAUACAAUCGGGAGAUGUGGCAACAGAGUUCCAGGUAGUGAGGAAACAGCUGACUACCAUCAAGCAGCCUGCCCAUGUAGCAAAACCAGACGAUAAUGCUGCGGCGACCGGCAUGCAGAGGUUCUCUUCCGGAGGUAUCACAGACGAAAAGCAAUCGCUGGACCAGUUUAGGCGUGCAAUAGCGAUGUGGGCGAAUUUCAAGACCAGCGCCAAGGCUGUGACAAAGUUGCACGGGGUUACUGAUGCGUGGAGUUACCUCGACGCGGAGAAUGUACCGUUACCUCAAGAAAUAUUUGGCAGCCAUGGAUCCGAAUCGAUCAAUGAGUUGCAGGGAAGUGAGGUUUCUGCUGAUAGUCCACUUACUCAGGAAGACGGCCUGGAGGGCAUCCUAUCGAGUUCCAGAGAGAAUGGCGAUGUAGACGUACCUAUCGUACCUAUGAACGAGAACCUUCAUGUACCAUUCCAGGAUUUACAUCGAUCUUUAAAUGAUAUAACACAGCAAUCGUCGUCCUUUGAGACACAACCCACUUCACCAAUGGAAUCAGACACGCCCAUGGAAAAUGUAGACAAUUCUAAAGAGUGGUUAAAUUACGAGCUGGUGCUGCGUCCGUAUGCCAACAAAGAGACGGCACGGCAUUCGUACAAAUGCAUCUACAGACCUAGGCGAGAAUUUUCGCCUCGUGACAGGGUUUACCGUAUAAAUUCUGACUUGUUACAAUUAUUGGGCGACCUUUUGGACCCAUUUCAGCCACAAAAUGAAGAUAAAACCCGGAUAGAAGAGGUCCAAAAAGUAAAACUACAACUAAAUCAGCUCGUUUUGGAUAAAAAGUGGGGAUCAUCGACGAUUCAGGAUCACGAGACUUUUACCCAAGGCAUUGUAACGCGCAAGACAAGGAAUAUAAAGCGCAGACCCUUUGAUUUGCGCGCGCUUUCUACUAUAAGUGAUGCUGGUGAUGUGCCAAGCCCGUGUGGACAGCCCUUCUACUGUCUGGAGAACUCGGGCUGCGAUUUGGGCAACGGUGACAUCUGCGAUAUACACAGCACAAAGGAAAGGAAGCACUCCACCCAUUCUACGGACAAUUAUAGAUUACGUGGUCGUUAUGGAGACAUGUCGGAUAUACCACUGCUUUUUUGA
This is a messenger RNA of Babesia ovata, 1347 nucleotides long. RefSeq lists its product as uncharacterized. The transcript has a single exon. The record is from RefSeq and is a predicted model, not a curated record. NCBI's taxonomy places the organism in Eukaryota, Apicomplexa, Aconoidasida, Piroplasmida, Babesiidae. The coding region runs from base 1 to 1347 and encodes 448 amino acids.